Molecule: messenger RNA, 2042 nt
Organism: Morus notabilis
Lineage: Eukaryota; Viridiplantae; Streptophyta; Magnoliopsida; Rosales; Moraceae
Product: OBERON-like protein
Exons: 3
Coding region: 112-1866 (584 amino acids)
Cellular component (GO): nucleus
Source: RefSeq, a predicted model, not a curated record
ACAACAAAAUAAACAUAAGUUCCCAUAUAUAUCUGUAUUAGAUUUUGAAAUUCCAUUUUUUGUUCCUUUGAAUCGAUCUACUCCUCUGUUUCGGAAUAGCAUAACUGGCUUAUGGGUACAUCAUCUGGCUCUGAUAUCCACCACCAGCCAUCAUCGAAAAUGCUGCCCCCAAGACAGCAGCCACGCGCUGGGGGAUUGCAAACCUCUCUGUCGCUUGUUUCUUCUGAUGCUCGACUAUCCCCUGAGGAACCCAGAUCAAACUCUGAUCACAUUCGUGAGUCCCCUACUGAGAGUGCUAGUUCCCGUGACACUUGGCCUACUGCCGAUGCUGCCAUGGCAAAGAAGAUGGAAAAUGGAAAAGCGGACAAUGAUUGCCCUGAGCAGUCAGUUGUUCGCCGCGUUUCUAGUGCCGAUAAGAUAUCUCUUAGGGACAUAGCAAGAGAAAGGGUUGAAAUUAUCUCCGAAAAGAUGCAUCGUCUCCCUGACGAGUUUCUGGAAGAAGUAAAGAACAGCCUCCGAGUUAUCCUUGAUGGGAAUGGUGGUUCACAGCAUCGGGAGGAAUUUUUUAUUUUGCAGAGGCUUGUUCAGAGUAAGACUGAUUUAACAGCUAAGACAUUGAUUAGAGCACACAGGGUACAGCUUGAAAUCCUGGUUGCAAUAAACACUGGGAUUCUGGCAUUCUUGCAUCCAAACGUCAGUCUGUCUCAGACCUCCCUCAUUGAAAUUUUUGUUUAUAAAAGAUGCAGAAACAUAGCGUGCCAAAACCAGCUCCCAGCUGAUGAUUGUACUUGUGAGAUUUGCUCCAACAGAAAUGGCUUUUGCAAUCUUUGCAUGUGUGUAAUUUGCAACAAGUUUGAUUUCGAAGUGAAUACUUGUCGCUGGGUUGGUUGUGAUUUGUGUUCUCAUUGGACCCACACGGACUGCGCUAUUCGUGAUGGACAAAUAUGUAUGGGUCCUGUUAAAAGUGGAACAGGCCCAACUGAAAUGCUUUUCCGGUGCCGAGCUUGUAAUCGGACAUCAGAGCUGCUUGGUUGGGUAAAAGAUGUCUUCCAACACUGUGCACCUGCUUGGGAGCGGGAUGCUCUGAUGAGAGAACUCGACUUUGUGAGUAGAAUAUUUCAUGGUAGUGAGGACCCCAGAGGGCAGAAACUUUUCUGGAAGUGUGAGGAUCUGAAAGAAAAACUGAAGAGUGGUCUUUUAGAGUCAACAGCGGCUUGCCGAGCAAUAUUGGCAUUUUUCCAAGAGCUUGAGGUGGACUCCCCAAAGAGCCUGGAAAAUGGAGAGGGUGGACGGUUGAUAGCACCUCGGGAAGCUUGCAAUCGAAUUGCCGAAGUGGUGCAGGAGGCCAUAAGGAAGAUGGAAAUGGUAGCUGAUGAGAAGAUGAGAAUGUACAAGAAAGCGCGUUUGGCCAUUGAGGCUUGUGACCGUGAACUCCAGGACAAGGCCAAGGAAGUGUCGGACCUGAAGCUGGAGAUGCAAAAAAAGAAGCUACAAGUUGAAGAGCUAGAGAAAAUUGUAAGGCUUAAACAUGCUGAAGCUGAUAUGUUCCAGCUCAAGGCAAACGAGGCAAAGCGCGAGGCUGAGAGGCUCCAAAGGAUUGCUCUUGCAAAGUCGGACAAAUCAGAGGAAGAAUAUGCUAGCAGUUACCUCAAACAGCGUCUGAGUGAGGCUGAAGCUGAGAAGCAGUAUCUGUUUGAGAAGAUCAAGCUUCAAGAGAGCUCGCGGGCAUCGCAAAGCAGCGGGGGCGGUGGCGGCGACCCUUCAUCGAUUCUGAUGUAUUCGAAAAUCAACGAUCUUCUAUACAGUACCCCUUCUAAGACAGACUGCCCCUCCAAUGAACGCCAUCCAUUCAGGAAGAAUCCCUGAGCCGUAUUUUUCUAGUGUCGUAUGUAUUUUGAUUUAUUUAACUGUAAUGUUUGUGGAUGUUACUUGAGUGUGAAACUAAUGUCAAUGAAUUGUGAUCGCGAUGUAUGUCGAAUAUUGUCUGUCUCUGACUUCUAGUAAAACCAAUUUGGGAAUCCUGGAUUAGUAAUUUUGCGCUA